This is a messenger RNA of Suncus etruscus (white-toothed pygmy shrew), 819 nucleotides long. RefSeq names its product GIMAP family P-loop NTPase domain containing 1 (gene GIMD1). Lineage: Eukaryota; Metazoa; Chordata; Mammalia; Eulipotyphla; Soricidae. The record is from RefSeq and is a predicted model, not a curated record.
AUGAUAGAGGGGAAAGCAGAGCACAGGAUCCUGCUGGGGCUAAAGAAGCUCGGAGAAUGCAGAAGUCUACCUGCUGGUUCUGUGUCUCUACUUACUCCCAUCUCCAACAUGAUGAUCAUCAACUUAGUCCUUUUUGGCAUGACUCAGAGUAGGAAGAGUUCUGCAGGGAACAUCCUGCUGGGAAACACCGACUUCCACAGUCACUUUGCUAGUCUUGGACGCAGUUGUCACCUCCAUGGCUUCGUGUGUCGAGGAGUCAGGAGAUAAUCCUACGUGUGCAGGUGCUGGACACCUGGGUUGCCCACAAGCAGGCUGAGUGAGCAGCACGUGGAGCAAGAGGUGAAGGAGGCCUUAGCUGGUCACUUCAGACAGGAGAGUCUCCACCUUGCACUGCUGGCACAGAUAGUAGAUGUGCCUCUCUGUUAGCAGGAAGCAGAUGCUAGUCCAGCUGAUCCAGGUACCUCAGAUACCAGUGGCAGACAUCUGGGUGCACUCACAGAUUGGGAGCAGCUGCAGAAUGAACUUUGGGAUAUGCCUGGAAGAAUUAUACUGCCAUUCUUCCACCCAUGCAGAAAAAAAGAGGAGGCUGAGUUCAAUGAGGAUUCAUACUUACUUGAGGCCUCCAAAGCACUGCUAGCUCUACUUAAAUCUAUUCAGUGUAGAUAUAUUUUCCAGUAUAAAAGAGAAAACGCUUUUAAUGAGCAAAAAAGAAAGACUUGGGCAAAUCCAAAAUCUAGAUCAGCAGAACAGAAGCUAGUUGGUAAUAAGAUGACCAAAUCUGAGAAAUCUCGCUGCAAGCUCCUGAAGCUGACUAGUUGA